This is a messenger RNA of Triticum turgidum subsp. durum (durum wheat), 2034 nucleotides long. The record is from the annotation of a GenBank genome assembly. Lineage: Eukaryota; Viridiplantae; Streptophyta; Magnoliopsida; Poales; Poaceae.
AUGCCUCUGCCGCCGUCCAGAUCCAUGGUCCUCUCCCCGAUCUCCUUCCGCCUCCCCAUCCCGAUGGACCCGUACGUCGCCGGCGGCACCACCCGACAUUCCGGCCGCCCCGAUUGGGUCUUACUCCACAAGUCGGCGCGUAUCUCGGGACACCGGAACUCGACCAUCUCCGGCUGCCACACGAUGGAGGGCCACCCCAUCGAGGUUUCCUUCUGGCUCGUCGACCCGCCGGGAGUCUCCUACUUCUCCGUCCACUGCCCCGGCCUCAACAAGGACUUCCACGACGAGCCCUACAUCAUCUGCGCCGAGGCCGCCCUUGUCCUCUUCAGCGUGGCCUUUGUCCCCGUCCCUGGCCGGAGAUCCAUCCAGCACUUCGUCUACAGAGCCGGCCCGGGGGCGCCGGCGCUGGAGCUGAUCCCGGACCCGGACAAGAUCAGAAGAGGCGAUCGAUUUGGCCUCUUGCCCUGCGGUGAUUCCGAGCACUAUGCCUUGGUCUUCCUCAAUAGAAAAUUUGCCUACAAUAAGCCUUGCCGUUUCGACCUCCACAUCUUCUCGUCGGCGACGCAGGCGUGGAGCAGCAAGGUGCCCUCGUCUUGCUUAUCGGAAGAUGAUCAGGCAUUGCUGCUCAACCAUGGCACCUGCAAGUCGGUCAUGGUCGGAGAUGGCUCGCUGGGCUGGGUUGAUCUCUUCAGCGGCAUCCUCCUCCUGUGCGAUGUGUUUGGUGAGUGUCCUGUGGUCAGGUACAUCACCUUGCCCGCUUCAAGGACUCGCCAGACGGACGAGCGCGGCCUCCCUUACUUUGCCUCGGAGUACUGCUGCAACGUGUCCUGCCGCGACGACGGUGCGAUCAAGUUUGUCGAGAUAGAGUUCGAUGAUCCGGAUCGCAGGAACAGAGGCAACCAAGGCUGGAGAGCCAUCAUAUGGGACAGGACGGUGACUUCGGAUGGUUGGAGCCAGCGCUUCAGAGUUGAUGCUGCUAACAUUUCAGUAGACCCAAGUUAUUCUGAUUUACUGCCUGAGCUGUGGAAUGGCAAGACUGGAGAACCAGAACUGAAGAGACUGAUUUUCUAUACCCCCACGCUGAGCAAGCACGACGACGAUCUUCUGUACAUGAUGUCUAAGGUGAACAAGGAAGACGACAAGGCCUGGGUCAUCACCGUCGACAUGAAACGCGAGGCCGUGGAGGCAAUCGCCCCGUAUUCUACCAAAGGGCGCCAACUCACUUCAUGGCACUGUCCAUGCACCUUUCCCAAGUACAUCGACCCGACGACCUCAGGGGAUCACGUGGCCAUGCACUCUAAGAGGAUUAGUGCGGCGGACUGUGUUCUGCAGGUGCUGUUGAGUCGAGACUGGUUCAGAGAAAUAGAUGAGCGCUUGGAAAUUGAGAUGCCAACUUACCAUGAGUGUGUAUCACUACUUGACUGUUGCCCAGCAUCAUCUGUGCUUUUAGAUAUCCAAGAAGUGGUAAAAUAUGCUUCCUCUACUGAUCAAGGCAAAGCCGCUCCACAAGCUGUGGAAUCUUGCUCACGUGCCUUGGAAGAAUUCGAGGCGCUAGUACGUGGGUCAGUGCGUGAUCCAUCGUCGUCGUCCACCGAAGGCAUGAGGAGCAAAAUCAGUGUCGCUCUUCGAGCCUUAGACAACAUCUUGGACAUCGUGCCGCCGACCUUGAGAGCGCUUGCGGAUGCCUGCCACCAAAAAGGAGGGAAGACAAUAUUUGAUCUUGUUGAGCAAGCAAGUGAUGAUACAGAGGAGUGCAAACUGGAGGGCUCUCCUGAUGCUGACAACCUUUCCCACGGCGAGAACAAGACGAUGGUCUAUGCGAUGGGCAGAUCUUGCGAGGUGCAGCAGGGGCGACCCCGUCAGCGAAGGAGGCAGAACCAGGCACGGGGCCAGGAAGAACGAGCGGUGGUUCCAAAUCGCCGCCAACUGGAGCAGUAUGUGAUGAUGAUUUUCUUGUGCCUGCUCUUCUUUGCCUACAUAUGGGCGCCGAUCGAUAUGAGGUUGUUAGGCCAUUGCCCUUUAGCAUCCUAUUAG